AUGAGCAGGAGAGAGUCUCGUGUGUCAAUCAGUGCAAGGCAGAAUGAUGCCCUAUUCGAGUUUGAAAACUUCAAGAAGAAAUUUCUGCUAGCCAAUAAACAUAUCACGAAGCUCAACUCGACCCUCAGUGUCCGAAUCGAAGAGCUAAAUGCCCAGAUAUCCACACUCUACACCGAAAAUCUUCGACUUCGAGCCUCAGAAAUCAACCUGGCAGCCCAGCUGAAACGCGAGCGCGAAAAAUCUCGGAAAAUCAUUGCAGAGACUGAAGCCGCAGCGCUCGGACUUACCAAACAUCUGAGCUUUCUCCGUCAAGCCUUUUGUAUAACCGAAGAAGCCUCUUCAUCUUCGUCCUCGCCUACUCCGCCUAGAGCCACACAGCGGCCGCUCCCAUCCGCAGACUCGCCUAAUUCACUUCUGUAUCCACGAUUAUCGCGAGCUCCUACAAUUCCCCUGAUAUACGAAGACGACGAACCUUCGGAUCCUACGGAGGAUGAAGACGAGGCCAAAGAGAAGACUCCUAGCCCGAGGCGUAGAAUGAAAGUCAAACGGCUUUCUGCCUCCCGAUUACCACUGCUUUCCCGAGUGUCAUCUCCUCCACCUAUCACUGUACCAAUUGACCGUUCUACUAAUUCUGCUUCAAAUUCCACUAGGCGGAAACCUAUUCGUCGUCAGAGUGGUCUCUUGGUGCGACAGGGGAGUCCAGUAGCAGGAUCGCAUGAGGCUGCGGAAGAUGAUGAGUUGGCUGCCGUGUUGGACGAAGCGGAGGAAGAGGUCCCCGUUGUCAAGAAGGAAAAGCGCAAGAUCAUCAGGGAAAAGGGAAAAGAGAAGGAGAAAGAUCAUGAAACCUCUUUACGCAAGAAGCUCCGCGACGAAAUGGGCAACGAAGGGAAAAAGUUUAAGCUGGCGGACGUCACCAACUCCCCAAGAAGUCAACCCUCCCAAUCAGUGGAUGCUGUACUAUCUGAAGUUGAAUUGGAUGUCGCGCGAACAUCCAAUAAUAGACGAGAAUUUUUAUCGUCUUCACCUCCAAGGUCAUCAUCUGGUUCCCAUUUUAGUUCCAACAACUAUCUACCUAUACCACAACAAUCAUCUAGCCCUCCACAGAUACCAGCUACGCAUGAUAAUCAAGAUUUGGACUCAGAGCUCGCACAGAUUGGCGGCAGGGAGCGACGUGUGCGAAAAAGUGUGAACUAUGCUGAACCUAAGUUGAAUACCAAAAUGCGAAAGCCCGACUCCGAACCAGGUGGAAGCUCAUUACGGAAACGCAAAUCAGCCUCUGCAGUAAUGUCCAGCCGUUCAGAGGAGUGUGUUCCUGGUCAUGAGGUAGAUGCGGACGGUGACUACGAGGAUCCUGACGGUGGAGCUCGGUCGUCAUUGGAAGGUCCCGAAUGCCAACCCUCCCGAGCGAGGAGCCGUGCGACAGAUCCAGCUCAGUUAAUUUUACCCGCUUCCAGACCCGGGUCCUCGGCCGACGUGGCAUCUCAACCCCUUGCAUCAGCGACAUCUAGUACAUCCAUACCGUCAAGGCGAGCCAAGUCUCGCUCAUACCUGUACACUGCCGAAGAUGUGCCCAGUCCUGAAUCGGAUGACGCUGACACGGAAUAUAUUCCUUCGAGCGGUGUAGCAAGAGGUGGCCCAUCUUGGGUAAAUACGUCGGAAAGGAAGAAAGCUGGGAAGCGGGUAUCUGUUGAGGAUGACGCGGCGAGGAGACAUAGCUUAGCCGUCUAA
This is a messenger RNA of Lentinula edodes (shiitake mushroom), 1728 nucleotides long. RefSeq lists its product as uncharacterized. The transcript has 6 exons. Gene Ontology annotation, biological process: meiotic chromosome segregation. The record is from RefSeq and is a predicted model, not a curated record. NCBI's taxonomy places the organism in Eukaryota, Fungi, Basidiomycota, Agaricomycetes, Agaricales, Omphalotaceae. Bases 1 to 1728 code for a protein of 575 amino acids. Gene Ontology annotation, cellular component: nucleus; chromosome, centromeric region.